This is a messenger RNA of Drosophila obscura, 644 nucleotides long. It is a transcript of the gene Ak6, whose product is annotated as adenylate kinase isoenzyme 6 homolog. The coding region runs from base 98 to 625 and encodes 175 amino acids. NCBI's taxonomy places the organism in Eukaryota, Metazoa, Arthropoda, Insecta, Diptera, Drosophilidae. The record is from RefSeq and is a predicted model, not a curated record. Gene Ontology annotation, cellular component: cytoplasm; nucleus. Gene Ontology annotation, molecular function: ATP binding; AMP kinase activity; ATP hydrolysis activity. The transcript is spliced from 3 exons.
UGUGAUUGUGGCAACCCUAACACCGAUAGGCGGUAUCUGCACGUUUUCAACAAAAGUAAACAAUAUAUAAAAAUAGGAAUAUAUUACGGGCUAUGAGAUGUCGGAACCAAACGCAGAUGCGAAGCCAAACAUAUUAAUCACCGGCACACCGGGAGCGGGAAAAUCAUAUUUGUGCGAGCGUUUGGCCGAACAAUUGAAGUUCACCUGGUUGGACUGCUCAAAGAUUGCCAAGGAACAUGACUACAUUGAGGAGCACGACGAAGAAUACGAUUGUCCCAUCCUAGAUGAAGACAAGCUUAUGGACCACUUGGAACCGCUGAUGCAGAAGGGCGGCAACAUCGUGGAGUAUCACGGCUGCGAUUUCUUUCCAGAGCGUUGGUUUCAAGCUGUCUUCGUCGUCACCUGCCCCAAUAAAACGCUCUACGAUCGCUUAAAAGAACGCAACUACAAUAAGAAGAAACUCUCAUCGAAUAUUGAGUGUGAAAUCUUUGGCACUAUUCUGGAAGAGGCCCGCGAGUCGUACAAAGCUGAUAUUGUUUACGAACUAUGCGGCGAAACGGCAGCAGAUGCCGAUAAAAGUUUGAAAACAGUAAAACAAUGGUACCGCAUGUGGAAGAGAAAAUAAACAUACUCUUAUGAGGAAA